This is a messenger RNA of Oncorhynchus masou masou (cherry salmon), 1025 nucleotides long. Its product is annotated as guanine nucleotide-binding protein G(I)/G(S)/G(O) subunit gamma-12-like. The transcript is spliced from 2 exons. Bases 18 to 224 code for a protein of 68 amino acids. Gene Ontology annotation, cellular component: heterotrimeric G-protein complex. Gene Ontology annotation, molecular function: G-protein beta-subunit binding. The record is from RefSeq and is a predicted model, not a curated record. NCBI's taxonomy places the organism in Eukaryota, Metazoa, Chordata, Actinopteri, Salmoniformes, Salmonidae. Gene Ontology annotation, biological process: G protein-coupled receptor signaling pathway.
CAACAUAUCUUUCGAAGAUGCAGAGUUCCAGUAACACUGCCCGUGCCAGGAGGGCAGUUCAGCAGCUGAGAAUAGAAGCCAGCAUUGAGAGAAUUAAGGUGUCCAAGGCCUCAGCAGACCUGAUGCACUACUGUGGAGAACAGGGUAAAUACGACCCUCUACUCAUGGGUAUACCAGCCUCUGAAAACCCCUUCAAAGACAAGAAGCCAUGCACUAUAUUAUAGUAGCGGAACAGCUGAAUUAUCUUUGCUUUUUGUUAUUUGUAUUCUUCUAUAGGGAGAAAUAUACAAUGUUAAUACCGGUACACUAUUUGCCUUAAGGCCAGCCCAGUCCCACUCCCCAUGUGUCCUUGUACUUUAGGUUGAUUUCAAAAUGUUACCUUAGGGCUCUGGUCAAAAGUAGUGCAAUAUAAAGGGAAUAGGGUGCCAUUUGGGACUCAUUCACUCUCUCAUUUAAACUAGUGCCAUUUUGGUAGAAUCAGGAUCAUUGGGCCUCUCUCUCCAUCAGAUACAACAAUUCAUUUGUGACCCAGAAAAAAAAGGGUUUAGUAUAGUUCAGUCAGUCAUAAAUAGAUAGUUCAUUAUGAGGCUCCUCUCAACAGAGACUGGUGUUCUUUCAGAUUGUUGCCAUAUGUUAUGCAGACUAAAGACCAGCUGGGUUUGAAAUGGGGGUUCCCAACUUUGUCAUGUUAACACUAAAACAGUUCCUUUAAAAUGUACCUCAACUUACUGACAGCAAAUGUAUUUUACAGUACAGCUACUGUAAUCCAUUUCACUGUAAUCCAUUUUACAGUACCACAAAUGUUACUGUAAUCAAAUUUACAGUACAUUACUGGAAUUACCCAUGCAGUAGCAUAUUAUCCAGUGGUCUUUGCAAAUUUUCAUUUUUAGAUUUACAUUUUGGUCAUUUAGCGGGCACUCUUGACCUUAGCAGCUUACAGUCAGUGCAUUCAACCAAGGUUGAUUAAAAAAAACACAUGUCAUUGCAAGUAAAACGUUUCUUUAACCGUAGAUACCAUUUUAUGU